Molecule: messenger RNA, 861 nt
Organism: Mizuhopecten yessoensis (Yesso scallop)
Lineage: Eukaryota; Metazoa; Mollusca; Bivalvia; Pectinida; Pectinidae
Product: eukaryotic translation initiation factor 3 subunit A-like
Exons: 1
Coding region: 1-861 (286 amino acids)
Source: RefSeq, a predicted model, not a curated record
AUGGACAAAGGAGGAGUAAUGCAUGUACUGUUCUUGUCAUUAGGGAGGAGGGAAACGGGAGGAGGAAAACGGGAGGAGGGAAACGGGAGGAGGGAAACGGGAGGAGGGAAACGGGAGGAGGGAAACGGGAGGAGGGAAACGGGAGGAGGGAAACGGGAGGAGGGAAACGGGAGGAGGGAAACGGGAGGAGGGAAACGGGAGGAGGGAAACGGGAGGAGGGAAACGGGAGGAGGGAAACGGGAGGAGGGAAACGGGAGGAGGGAAACGGGAGGAGGGAAACGGGAGGAGGGAAACGGGAGGAGGGAAACGGGAGGAGGGAAACGGGAGGAGGGAAACGGGAGGAGGGAAACGGGAGGAGGGAAACGGGAGGAGGGAAACGGGAGGAGGGAAACGGGAGGAGGGAAACGGGAGGAGGGAAACGGGAGGAGGGAAACGGGAGGAGGGAAACGGGAGGAGGGAAACGGGAGGAGGGAAACGGGAGGAGGGAAACGGGAGGAGGGAAACGGGAGGAGGGAAACGGGAGGAGGGAAACGGGAGGAGGGAAACGGGAGGAGGGAAACGGGAGGAGGGAAACGGGAGGAGGGAAACGGGAGGAGGGAAACGGGAGGAGGGAAACGGGAGGAGGGAAACGGGAGGAGGGAAACGGGAGGAGGGAAACGGGAGGAGGGAAACGGGAGGAGGGAAACGGGAGGAGGGAAACGGGAGGAGGAAAACGGGAGGAGGGAAACGGGAGGAGGGAAACGGGAGGAGGGAAACGGGAGGGGGGAAACGGGAGGAGGGAAACGGGAGGAGGCGGGGGUAAUGUUGAGAUUAAUUAAGGACAACAAUAAGAACGUCAGUGGGAAAGGUCGUGUGCAAUAG